UCAGAGUUUAGAGAAGAACCUGCAGAGUGACCGAGUCGCUCCCCUGCUGUGCACUUGGUCCCCUGGGGCCAUGCCUGACAAACACUGAGCCUAGCGCCGGCUGCGGGAGGCCGAGGCGCGUACCGCGUCAGCCAUGGGCAGCUUCCAGCUGGAAGACUUCGCGGCAGGCUGGAUCGGAGGUGUAGCCAGUGUCAUUGUUGGCUACCCUCUGGACACAGUCAAGACUCGCCUGCAGGCUGGUGUCGGCUAUGCAAACACCUUCAACUGCAUCCGCAUGGUGUACAAGAGGGAGAGUGUUUUCGGCUUCUUCAAGGGCAUGUCCUUCCCCCUGGCCAGCGUUGCCAUCUAUAACUCGGUGGUGUUCGGGGUCUUCAGCAACACUCAGCGGUUCCUUAGCCAGCACCGCUGUGGGGAACUGGAGGAUUGCCCUGGCCGAAGUCUGUCUGAUCUGCUCCUGGCUAGCAUGGUGACUGGUAUGGUCUCUGUUGGGCUGGGCGGGCCCGUGGACCUCAUCAAGAUCAGACUGCAGAUGCAAACACAGCCAUUUCAGGAAGCCAGCCAUGGAUUGAAGUCCAGGGCGGUGGCAGCGUACCAGGGACCAGUGCACUGCUUUGCAACCAUUGUGCGGACAGAGGGCCUGACAGGACUGUACCGGGGAGCCAGCGCCAUGCUGUUAAGGGACAUCCCAGGAUAUUGCUUCUACUUUAUUCCCUAUGUGUUCCUAAGCGACUGGAUCACACCUGAGGCCUGCACGGGGCCCAGCCCCUACGGAGUGUGGCUGGCAGGAGGCAUUGCUGGGGCAAUUUCCUGGGGGACAGCAACACCGAUGGAUGUCGUGAAAAGCCGAAUCCAAGCUGAUGGGGUCUAUUUAAACAAAUACAGGGGAGUCCUGGACUGCAUCUCCCAGAGUUACCAGCAAGAAGGCUUUAAGGUCUUUUUCAGGGGCAUCACUGUGAAUGCUGUGCGGGGCUUCCCCAUGAGUGCAGCCAUGUUCCUCGGGUAUGAGCUCUCACUGAAGGCACUCCGUGGCGACCACACUGUGAGAAACAAAUGAGCGAUCAGGUCAGUGUGCUUUCUUCCUAGCCAGGGUU
Rattus rattus (black rat) is the source of this 1091-nucleotide messenger RNA. RefSeq names its product solute carrier family 25 member 48 (gene Slc25a48). The record is from RefSeq and is a predicted model, not a curated record. The transcript has 7 exons. Lineage: Eukaryota; Metazoa; Chordata; Mammalia; Rodentia; Muridae. Bases 134 to 1054 code for a protein of 306 amino acids. Gene Ontology annotation, molecular function: transmembrane transporter activity. Gene Ontology annotation, cellular component: mitochondrion. Gene Ontology annotation, biological process: transmembrane transport.